GUCACGAUCCAAUAUGUCUGCGCCCGUUUGUAGUUAAUAAAAUCUUUAAAAGUUUACAUUUUCUUGGGUUUUAACUCAAAUGAUCGUCUCUACAAUGAAGAAAAUAUUAGUAAUAGGAAGUGGAAUGACAGGAGCAACUACAGCGUGGUUGCUAAAAGCUGUCAAUCCACACAAAAUCAGUAUAUCACUGUGGGACAAAUCGAGAGGAUCAGGAGGCCGCAUGGCAACCAGUAGAAGUGCAGACGACCCACAAUCAACUGUUGAUCUAGGGGCACAGUACAUUUCAAUCACUCCAGAGUACCAGCAGAAGCAUAGCAGUAUACAUAGUCAACUUAUUGAAGGAGAUAUUCUACAACCACUAACAAUCACUCCUGAAGGUUCGCGAUCCCAUGCUGAGGGGACCUGUCAUUAUGUAACUCCUGGGGGCGUCAGCACACUAGUCAAAUAUUUCUUGAAAAAGUCAGAAUGCCCAGUGGAGUUCAACCAACAUGUUAACAAUAUUAGCAAGGUAGAUGAUGGAUUGAGGGUGACCACACAACAGGGAAAGAUGGAGCAAUUUGACUCUGUGGUGAUUACCAUGCCUGCUCCACAACUAUUGCAGCUUAAAGGGGAUGUAGAAACUUUUGUAGAGAAAAAUACUGAAGUUGCAAACAAUCUGAAAGCCGUGACUUAUUCAUCGCGCUAUGCUUUAGGUCUUUUCUAUCCUCCUGGUACUGAACUUAACCUUCCAUUCAUAUGCAAAUACUUCUACGAGGACCCAUGUAUUAGAUUUGUCUCCAUUGACAACAAGAAGAGGAACAGUGUUAGCCCUGAUGUAGGACCUUCCCUCUGUAUUCACACCAGUGUUCCAUUUGGACUUAAACAUCUAGAGGAGGAUAAAGAAAAUGUUCAACCAAUCAUAAUGCAGCAUGUCAGAUCUCUUCUGCCCCAACUUCCAGAGCCAUCUAGUGUUAAAUGUCAGAAAUGGAGAUUUUCUCAGGUGUUCAAAGAAUACAAAGAUGCCCCAGGUUGUGUAGUGUUAAAUGAGAGCCCUCUAGUGGUAGCCGGUGGAGACAGCUUCUCACAUUCUAACAUGGAUGGGUGUAUUGCAUCUGCUAAAGCUAUAGUAGAUGUUAUAAAUAGUAAAUUAUGAGAUCACAGUCAAUUAAGCAAUAAUUCUUCAUAAAAAUACCUGUACAUCUGUAGUUCAAUGAAUAGACAAUGCUGUUUGCCCACAUAGUAAAAAAUAUUUCAAAUUCAUGCUGUACACUUCCCCCCUAGUCAUACAUAUAUGUAAAUGUAAGAUGUUAAUGAGCUAAUUAAUUUUUUCGCAAUCUACUACUAUGAUGCAUAUUUUCUAGACUGUUAACAGCCUAACUUGUACAGGCUGGUAUCUAGCUUUUACCAAGGAAAGGGGGAUUCUCUUUUUAAAAAAUUCCAAGGGGUUCUCAUUUUGAACAACGUUGGCCCAUAAAUGGCCAAAAUCACUUG
Owenia fusiformis is the source of this 1470-nucleotide messenger RNA. The record is from the annotation of a GenBank genome assembly. NCBI's taxonomy places the organism in Eukaryota, Metazoa, Annelida, Polychaeta, Sabellida, Oweniidae.